UAAACAUACGUAAGAAUUAUUGUUUAUCGAUGAUUUCUUAUGUAUUACAGAUGUCACGUGUAUAAUUUUGUUAUGUAAUCCACGGAAUUAGUGAAUGUUCAUGCAUUGUAGUUGUAAGAAAGAACUUAUACUCUCUAUAUAUAACUGCGUAUACUAGUCAUGAAGACAAUAGAGCACAAAAACAAAAAUAAAGUAGAAAAAACAAUAUGAAGUAUUUGUGUUAUAUAGUGUUUUUAGCGAUUGUGAUCGCACAAAACUAUAAUGAUCGUCUAGGAGUGGAAGCUGUGCCUAAUGAUGGGUUCGUUACUAGGAACGGCCUCCAAUUUAUUCUCAACGGGAAACCAUUUUACGCCAAUGGGUUCAAUGCCUACUGGCUCACGUACGAAGCCACCGAUCCGACUGCAAGAUAUAAGAUCACAAAUGCGUUUCAAGACGCGAUUAGUCACGGUUUGACCAUCGCCCGCACCUGGGGGUUCCACGACGGCGCCAUUUACCGCGCUCUCCAAACUUCCCCUGGUAUAUACGAUGAACAAACGUUUCAGGGUUUGGAUUUUGUGAUAGCCGAAGCAAAAAGACUCGGUAUAAAAAUGAUAAUGCCCCUUGUCAAUAACUGGAGUGACUACGGAGGGAGGAAACAAUACGUGGCUUGGGCUCAAAGUAGAGGCGAGAAGGUAUCUUCAGACGACGAUUUCUACACAAACUCACUUACUAAACAGUUCUACAUGAACCACGUCAAGACUAUGAUGAACAGAGUGAAUACAUUUACUAAAGUUGCAUACAAAGAUGAACCAGCCAUUAUGGCUUGGCAGCUUAUGAACGAGCCACAAUGCAAAUCAGAUCCAAGUGGAAAAACCCUUACGGCUUGGAUUAGUGAAAUGGCUCCUUAUGUAAAAUCACUUGAUCCAAACCAUCUCCUCUCCACUGGUCAUGAAGGUUUCUAUGGUGACUCAUCUCCUCAAAGAAAGACUUUUCUAAAUCCGCCUGCAGCCAACAUAGUUGGAGCUGAUUUCAUAGCUAAUCAUAAUAUCGAUGCCAUUGAUUUCGCAUCGGCUCACUGUGCCGCUGACUUAUGGUUUCAAAAGUUGGAUCAGAAGUCUCGAUUGGAUUUCUCACGGAAAUGGCUCCAAGGCCACAUCGACGAUGCGCAGAACAUUCUUAAAAAACCUUUAAUUCUAGCAGAAUUCGGGGUAGGAACGGACACACCAAGCUACACUCUGGCUAAUAGAGACGCCGUGUUCACCGCAACGUAUAACAUCUUUUACUUGUCUGCGCGAAAAGGCGGUUCGGGCGCGGGAGCAUUGUUUUGGGACCUUAUUAGCGACGGCAUGAGCAACGAUCCGUCAGCCAUUUUACUUCGUGACAAUUCGUCGACGGUUAAGAUUAUAAGUGAGGCGUCAAAAAGAUUGGGUUCGAUUGGUGGGAAAUAAAGUUAAGUCGCAAAAUCUAAAGCUAAUA
Camelina sativa (false flax) is the source of this 1455-nucleotide messenger RNA. The record is from RefSeq and is a predicted model, not a curated record. NCBI's taxonomy places the organism in Eukaryota, Viridiplantae, Streptophyta, Magnoliopsida, Brassicales, Brassicaceae.